Heterocephalus glaber (naked mole-rat) is the source of this 3308-nucleotide messenger RNA. Lineage: Eukaryota; Metazoa; Chordata; Mammalia; Rodentia; Bathyergidae. The record is from RefSeq and is a predicted model, not a curated record.
CCGGGCGGGCGGCGGCCCCGUGCCCGCUUCCCCGCGGCGGCGGGGUGUCCCGCCGGCGGCCUCGGAGCGACCCCCCCAAACAUGUCUCGGGAGCGGAAGGGCCUCUCGGAGCUGCGCUCGGAGCUCUACUUCCUCAUCGCACGCUUCCUGGAGGACGGCCCGUGCCAGCAGGCGGCCCAGGUGCUGAUCCGCGAGGUGGCCGAGAAGGAGCUGCUGCCGCGGCGCACCGACUGGACCGGCAAGGAGCACCCCAGGACCUACCAGAACCUGGUGAAGUAUUAUAGACAUCUAGCACCUGAUCACUUACUGCAAAUAUGUCAUCGACUAGGACCUCUUCUUGAACAAGAAAUUCCUCAAAGUGUUCCUGGAGUACAGACUUUGUUAGGAGCUGGAAGACAGUCCUUGCUGCGCACAAAUAAAAGCUGCAAGCAUGUUGUGUGGAAAGGAUCUGCUCUGGCUGCGUUGCACUGUGGAAGACCACCUGAGUCACCAAUUAACUAUGGUAGCCCACCCAGCAUUGCGGAUACUCUGUUUUCAAGGAAGCUGAAUGGGAAGUAUAGACUUGAGCAACUUGUUCCAACUGCAGUGUAUCAGCACAUGAAGAUGCAUAAACGAAUUCUUGGACAUUUGUCAUCUGUGUACUGUGUAACUUUUGAUCGAACUGGUAGACGGAUAUUUACUGGUUCUGAUGACUGCCUUGUGAAGAUCUGGGCAACAGAUCUUCACAAAAUUUAGGAAAACAAUUUCAUUGACCUAUAUCAAGGUAGAUAGAUUCACAUAUACACCACAUAAUAGUAUUUUGCAUUUGUGUUUUCACUUAUAUUAAAAUCUUGCUAUAUCAAAGUAAUUUCCCUGGGAAGUUAAACUGGCAAGGCCAUGAUUGUAGCACUUCUUUGCUCUUUGGUCCUGUGUUUUGUAUACCAUAAUCCUUAAGUAGAUGAAGUAGGAAGAGGAUGUGCUGUAAUUUACCUACGCUGGCUGCCUCAUAGCUAGUUCUUAGAAUAGGGAAACCAUGUAUCCAUUGAUUCCACAGAAUUUAAAAUGGCUAUUUCUGACACUUAAGCUAGAAAGUCAUUCAGAUUAGAAGUUAUAUGGUAGUAAUUAUGUGUUUUUAAAUUAUCAAUCCAAGCUGUACUAUUUAAUAAACAGUAGUGUUUAGAUAAUUCCAUUGCAAGGCGUGUGUCUUUAACUUUAUGUGUAUAAACAUUCCUGUAAGUGAUUUAUUGCAAGUCAUUAGGGGCUACAGCAGCUUGAGUAACAUAAUAAAAGUGUAUUUCAUAUGAAGAAAAGAUUGUGAAAAAUACUAUUCUUUGGACAAAGCAAGUUGAUUUCACCUUAAUUGCAUUCUUGUUUGUAUGGACAUAAAUAUUAAGAGAAAUAAUUUUCUGCUGUUCUCUCAUUUUUUAUAGGCAUUUCUAUUUUAAUUGCUACUGCAUACCUGGUUGUACCAUACUUUGCUCUGAUUUUUCUAUUUUUGCUCAUUAAAGUUUUAAUAAGUUUUAGUAUGCUUUUCUUUUACAGUUACUCUUUGAAAUUUUUAAGCUAGAGUCAGAUCCUUAGAUACAGGCUUUGAGACACCUGUGUUGUGUCUACACAUAGUGAUAACUGUCCAAAAAAAAUUAGUAGGCUAUAACUUGUUACUGUAUUUGUUAGAUACAUUUUAAUAAUCAAAGGCAGAAGUUGUAUUGUGCUGUAAGGCUUUUAUAUAAUCUGCUUGGGGACAUGGCUUCAGAAACCCAACUGCCCACAUUAAUGCAAAGAAUCAGUUCAACUUUGAAACUCAGAUCUAUUCAUAAAUUCAUUUUUAUUUUAUAUAGGGUUUAUGUGUAUAUUAACUCCACCCGGUAAAGGUACUCCUUCUGAGAUGGGUAAUCUGAAUAGCUGGAUGAUUCACAACUAGCCCAGGAAAUCUUUGGGGAGAAGAAAGCUGUCUGAGCCUAUUUAGUCUGGGUGUAAGGAGAAUAGGAAUCCUAAAAUAUGUAGGUAAUGAUUUAUGAAUUUUUUAAGCAUUCGGUCUGCUGAGCUGUUAGUAAGUACUUUCCAUUUGUUACUGUAUUGGUCCUUGCAACCACCUGUUAAGAGAAUUAUUGUCUUUUAAUACACAAGCAGUCCACACCAUUAUCCAGUAGUGGUGAAAUCAGCAUUUGAAUACCAUCAGGACCCCUUCUUAAUGUGCCAACUAAAUAGUGAUUAUUCAUUAAUGGAAUGUAUAGAACUUGUUAAACCUGAUUAAAAUAUUAUUAAAAUAAUAAUUUGUGUGUGUGUGUUAGGCACUGUGCUGACCACUUCGCAUGGGUUAAACUCAUUUCAUUCCCCCCAGCAACUCUGAGAUGCCUUCUGUUGAUACUCUCAUUUUUGCACAGAGGAGACUAAGGCUCAUAAAUGUUAAUUUUAUGUUCACCUGUUAGGUGGUGGCAGAGAGAAAACUUGAACUAGGAACUCUGAAGAUAUUUUAAAAUAUUUCCUCAAAUAGGCAUCUACAAAUAAACUUUUUACCUGCUGGGUUUUUUUCUCCUUAGAAAACAAACUUUUUUUUUUGUAUUAAAUUCUUUUAUUGGUACAUUGUAGGUAUACAACACAAUAACAAACUUUAAAAAUGACAGGUCUGUAGGAUUAUUUGCAUACUUUGGUAGUAAGUUCCAACUCGUGUUUGCUCUUGUGGGUUCCAUCCCCUUUUCUUAGUGUUAUUUGGGAUUGAACCCAAGUUCUUGCUCAUGCUAGGCAAGCCAUCUGCCACUGAGCCACAUCCCCAACCCUUAGGGAUAUUUUAAUAAACGUCUAUUUCUUUAAGUGAGUUCUGUUGUACUUAGCUAUGUCAGAGAGCCUGUAUUAAGAAAGGCUGUUAUAAAUGUCAAUUUAAAACAAUUUAUUUACAGAUGUACUAAUACCAAGUUAGUUAGGUUCAUUCUCUAUCAGUAAAAAAGGCUAUCCUUAUAGCUCAGAAUGAUAUAUGUGAUAGAUCAGAAAUAUCUAUAUAUUUUUCUCUAAAUUAUAGAACCAAAGUCCUUUAUGGACUGUGAAAGUUGAUGCAGUGCAUUUGGACUUAAAGUCCUAAUUUUGCAUUUCUCUCCUCUAACAAGUUGAGAAAAAUUAGGUCAAAAUGUAUAGUAAGUAGUGCUUCAAGAAUAAUCAGUGUAUUAGAGCAAUAUAUACAUCUUGUUACUUGUACUGGAGCUAUUGUCAUGGCUACUAUAAUUUUCUUUAAUGUUGAAUGUAGUAAUGUUGUAUUAAUGCAAUUAUUGAAUGUAGCUUAUUUUUUUAUAGAUCACUAUUAUGAAUUGAUUUUAUAGUUGACAUAACCAUCAGAU